AGACAAGAGAAAAAAGUCUGUGAUAUUAAACGGUAAUAAAAUAUAAAGGUAUAAAAAAAUAACAACAUAGGUAGAUUUAAAAAACUUUACGUGUAUUAAUAACGUCUAUACGUUAAUAGUUGUGGCCUAGAAGGCACAAAAAUACAUUAGAAAUUUUACUGAUUUUUAAUGUGACUUGCUUACAUCCAUACUGAAAUACAUAUAAAUAUAUAUGUGUGUGUAUAUGUAACAUAAAAGUUGUCAGAAACAAAAAAAUACUGAGAAACUGACGAAAAUACGAGUGUGCGCGGAAAAUAAGGGCUAAAAUUUUAUUUUAAUUGUGGCUUGUAACGACGUCCUGAAGAUUGACAAGAAUGUCUGUUGAGUCUGUAUCGAGUGACAGGGCUGAAGAGCCGGACACUAAAAAUGAAGAAGACGAGGCAAUUAUAUCCGUUGCUGUUGCCGGAGAGGUGACUGAUUCAUGUAUUGUUGAAGUAGGAAGAGUAAGACCUCAAUUCCAAUACACAAGGGAAGAACUUAUGACUAUUAAGGGAUUACCUUUGUCCAAACGUCGACCUGAAUGUUUAGACGCUGCUUAUAAUAAGUGUUUGUUAUCUAGCUCUCGUGGCCUCUGGGAUCCGGAGAGAUGGCAUCUGGACAGGAAACGCAGCGAGACGCCACCCGAAGAGGAACAACGUCCUGGGGGAAGAGAUCAAGUUAUCGAUUCGCAAAAUAACAAGCGUCGAAGUGGAGAUCCACGGGAACGAAUACGUAAAGAACAAGAUGGUAUUGUCUUGAGUCCUCAGCGAAGAAGCUUCAACUCAGGAUGCUUUGUCAACGUAACUCAACCAACUUCUCGUCGUCCAGAGAGUCCUAUUGGAAAACCAGAAGUCGUUCAUCGCGAGCCAGUUCGGCGUAUUGGUAGCGGUCGAUUGUUGACACGAGACAUGUGGGACUUUAGACCAGAAAAUGAAAAGAUGGAGCCUGAUCGUCCAGACUACGGGUUCCGUAGUGGCGGUAAUUCAGCGCGUGAUCGAGACUCAGGCAGAGAACGGGAAAAUUUACGCGAUCGAGAUAGCGUUCGUGACAGAGAUGAUCGUAACGAACGCUAUGAAAGAAGAUCAUUUGGUCGAGACUUUGGUGAUCGAGACAAUCGUGAUCGUGAUCGUGGUUCAGACUCAAGAAAUGAUCGAGGACAUGUAAUGGAUCGCGACAAAGAUCGAGGUGGUAGAGAUCGAAAGUAUGGAUCAGAUCGCAGAAAAAUUCAUAGUCACGAUUCACGAGAACCCGAAGAGCCUGAAUGGUUUAGUUCUGGUCCUAUUUCCCAACAUGAUACUAUUGAGCUUCGUGGAUUUGAUGAUCUUCCUGAGGAAAAAACUGUCAAGUCGAAGAAAAUUUCACCGGCACAAAAGAAACGAGGCAAAAAAUCAGUUAAUGAAAAAGAUGAUAAACCAAGUGAAAAUUCGGCUGGCCCGAAAGGACGUAGUACACCCACUUCCAUCGAUCAACCGACUAAUCCUGUACCUGCACCGCAUUCACCUAUCCUAGAAAAACCAGAAAAUGAAACGGCUACUGAAAAAAAGCAAUCUGAAAGCAACGAUAAUAAAAACACUCAAAAUGUUAAUCGUGAAAAAACAGAACAAUCUGAAUCAGCUAAUAAACGUGAAGCAGAGAACUUAAAUUUUAAUCUCGAAGAUUUUCUCAAGUCAGACAAUCUUCCUGGAGUUUCUGGAUUGUUGACAAACGGUGUUGGUGCCAACAGCGGGAGUGGAUCACGUUUUAGUCAGUGGUUUAAAAGAGAAAGUCCUCUUCAACAGAACGACAGUCGUAGACCAUCCAUUCAAGAUGAACUGCUUAAUAAUUUACUCAGUGACAUCACUGAACCUAACAUUCAAGUACCAAUCGUUAAUGAGUCAAACACCUAUUUUGCACCUAUUUCACCGGCCAAUUCAACUAACAUCAACAACGCGCCUUCAGCUAGUGAAGUUAAACUCCUGGAGAUGUUACAACGUGGCAACAAAUCUAAUCAAAAUGGACAAGGUGACACUGCCAUUAAUAUGGUACAAAUGUUAAAAACUCCUUCUGUUAAAGAUAUAGAAGUUGGAAGUAAAGGGAUGCAUAGUUUGGAAGAAUUAGAAGCCAGUUUGAGAGGAGGUGUACCACCUCAAGUACAACAUGUUGAACAACAAAAAGUUAAUAAAACAGAGGAAGACCUUUCUGCAUUUAAAAAACUCCUUGCUCAAGUUUCUGGUGGUCAAGCUGUACCUGCUGCAAAUGGACUUAACCCAUCAAAAGGUCAACCCAUUACUCUGAUGCAAUUGUUGAAAAAUCAACAACCUCAGCCACCAAUUCAUAUUCCGCCUCAUCAGCCAAUUGUUCCUGAGCAACCUCAUCCUAAUUCAUUCGGUCAUGUUGGUCCGCUCGGUCCUACUCAGCAUGCUCAUCAAGCUCAGAUGCAACAUGAAAAUUUGCUUAAAGUACUGAGAAUACAACAGCAACAGCAGCAGCAGCAACAACAGCAACAACAACAGCAUCACCAUCACCAUCAUCCACAACAACAACAACAGCAACAGCAUAAACGUCAACAACAAUCAACUGAUAUGCUGUCAAUGAUGAUGGGUACUCAAAGAAUGGUUGGAGUAAGCCCAGUUCCUCAAGAAAUGCAGAUGUUAGGCAACAAUAUACCGUCCAUUCGUGAACUUUUACAACGCCCUGAAGCCCAAGCUAUUAUUCAGGGCCUUCAACAAGGUGAAAUUACUCGACAACAUCUAGUUCAACAGCUUCAGAAUCCAGCUAUGCAACAUCGUCAUCGUGAGCUUUUGAUGAACAUUUUGAGAAUGUUUGGUAACACUGCUUCGCGUACCGUCAGUCCUCAUCCAGGUUCAGGUGUUUCGCAUGAUCCAAUGAUUCAACAGUUGUUGUAUCAGCAACAACAACAACAGCAACAACACCAACACCAACAACAGAGAGUUCCUUCUCCGAUGAACAACGCGUUAUGUCAACCCUCGAUAAUAACGUCUAAUUUAGUAUCUAACUCUAAUCCAUUAUCAAUGCAACAUUCAGUGAUUCCACACAGAGCACCUUCGCCCCGUGAUCUUAUAAUGCAUCCGCAAUCCAUGAUGCAGAAUGCAUUGAUCAAAAAUAAAUUGGAGGAACAACGUGAAAGUUAUCGUAAACGGCAGGAACAUCAGCAACAACAACAGCAGCAACGUAUUGCGAGUCCGAUUAACUCACCAUCAAAGCAAAUAAUGAGUCCAACACCACUUGCUUUUACACCAACUUCUGUAUUACGAAAAAUGACAGCUGAAAAGGAACCAGAUGGAACUGUUGACAAUUCAAAAAUGGUAUCUCAAAGUCAAGUAAAUCAAAUACAGCAAAUGCAAUCAGCAGUACAAAUAAUUGCUCAAGCUCAGGGAGUCUUCUCACGGCAGCAAAAUACAAUGAGGACUCAACCAAAUCCACAAGUACCUUGGACAAAUCAACUUGUCAAUAAACAUCCUGGACGACCAAUUGUGAAAGGUGGUGCUGCUAAUCAAUUUCAGUAUGGUAAUCCAGUUAAUUAUCCACAACAAUCACAGCCGCAGCAACAACUGCCGCAACAACAACAACCUCCAUCAUCGCAACGAAUAACGCCGAGUGUUUUUGGAAACACUGCACGCUCAAAACAUACAAUGUCUUCAUCGCUGUCACAUCAAAAUUUUCCUCCAUAUAAUAUGACACCAAAUCCGGCUAUGAGCAGAAGACCAGAUAUGACGGCAGAAUUUGCACGAAAAGUGGCACAAGUUACCAGUAUGGAUAAUGAGCAACCACAGCAGCAGCAACGUAAUGUUAAUUCUCAGGUUCAGCUUAUUUUAAACCAAAAUUAUAACACCAAUCGAACAGACGGUCGAGUAAUGCGACCUCAACAACCAAUUAGUAUGGGUAGACAAACAUCACCAGGAAGCAAUGGAGGAAGUCUUUCACCUACGUCUAAUCAACUGGCUCGAUGGUUUAGUCCCGAGCUUCUUGCUAAAGCAAGAGCUGGAAAAUUACCAGAGCUUGGUCAAACUAAUGUUUUAUCACUUGAAGAAUUAGAACGACUUCAACAAGCUUCAGCUGUCGUACAUGAUUAGUUUUUUAAAUUAAAUUAAUUCAAUGGAAUAAAUAAAAUUUUGAAAACAACAGUGCACUAGAAGUCGGUAGCAGAUAGAAGAAUUAAAUUUAAAAUAAUGUGGUAUGACAACUAAAAUUGAAAAGCUCUUUUUUUUAUAUUCUAUUGGAAUAUGUUGGGUGAUAAGUGAAAGUCAUACACUCUCUUUGAUUAUCGAUUAAAUGAUAUUUUAUCAUUUUAAGAAAAAAAAAAAAAAAAGAAGCAUUGUCAUCUAUUUAAGAAAAUAAUGUGAAAAUAACCAACAAAAAAGUCAAAAUAUGAUUUGUUGUUGGGAUUUAAAAAAAAAAUAAUAAAAUGAACAAAUAAUAAUAGUUAUUUUAUGUUACUAAUUACAUACCAUGAGUGUUUCACCACGCUGUGUAGAUUUUAUUAAAUCAUUGUUUUAGACUGUAUUAUUGAAAAGACUGUUAUGCUACAAAAGGUUUUGUCUAAGUAAUGAUCUAUCUUACAUUAUUGGCAAAAUUAAGCCAGAAAACCAGUAAGAAUGAAAAUACCAUCCUCCAAAAUGAGAAUAAAUUAACAUUAACGCCAUUAAUCUCGGUGCCGUGAAAAUGAUAGAAAAUCGUUCACCGAGUUACAUGCAUAAAUAAAAUUACUACACAGUUAAUAGAAGUAUAAUUACAGUGUCGUUACCGAAAAUAAUCAAGAAACCGUGAAUUUAACGAACAUUAUGAAUUGGUGUCAAGAAAUGCGCGUCGAUCGCGCUUAUGAAACUAAAAAACUGAUUCUACAAGAAAUAAAAUAAAAUAAGACGACAAGUAUUGUAAUAAUAAUAGUUCAUGAAUAAGAAAAGUGAUUAUUAAUAUAUUAAUUUGACGCAGAAUACAAUUAUUAUUGAUGUUUGCAUCCAUGUUAGUCAACUGCGUAAAUCCUUUUUUUUUUUUUUUUUUUUUUUUAUUUAAUUUAUUGUUUUUCUUUUUUAUCCAAACCAUUUAGAGUUAUGAUAUUAAAUUUCUUUCUUUACGUCAUUAUGUUUACAAGUUGUAAAAAUAAUUAUUUUAUCAUCAAUAAAAACGUAAAGCAUUUUUUCGCGGUCAACUGAUAUUAUUUAUAUUUUAAAAAUUUUCAACCAGUUAAUUAAAUACUUUAUGAAAAUUUUGUUAAUUGAAAAAAAAGUUAUAUAUAAAUAUAAUAUAUAAUUUUUAUGUCCAUUAAUGUAAAAGUUUCAAUGAUAUUAAAAAAUAAUAUGAUAUUGUAAAAUUCAUUAUUAAUGAUGGAAUACUUAAUUAAAAUGAAACACGAGCAAAAUGACAUUGGCUUUCACAUAAAAAAAACAUGUCCUAGAUUUUUAUUAUCCAGCAAUGUAACAAUAAGUUAUAAAAGAUAUUUUAAACUUUUUGCAAGUGUUUACUUAUUCGGCAGUAACAACACCAAUGACAACAUUAUUGAGUGUAGUCAUUACUCGAGUAGAAUUUGAAAUUAAUUUAAGAUGAACUUACAUGUAAACAAAAUUAAAACAUCUCAUAAUUUAAUGGAUACUUAUAACGGUUACCACUCAAAAAAAAAAUUUUUGGAUUGAUAUUUAUGUAUAUCUACUUUAUUUAAAUGAAAAUAUUGAUUUUUUUUUCUUGCUAAUUAGUUAAAAAAUUUUUCAACUUCUCGCUAAUAAUUUUUUUUUAUCUCUAAAAUAGUGUAUAAAUAUUACUACGAGAAAUUUAAAAAAUGGAUAUUUAUUUUAUUUAAAUACAUAUUCAAUUAAAAGAAUAUAGUAGAUGAUUGAGUCUACUGUUUUUGAGGUAAAAAAUUAUUAUGAAAAUUCGUUAAUUUAUUUUUUUGUCUUCAAUAAAGAAGAGAAAGAGAGACAGAAAAAUUUAUAAAGAAAAACACUUUUGUACAUAAUUUUACCCAUUAUUGUAUGGAUAAAACAUUAUUAAUACAAUCUGGAAAUAAAAAAGCUAAAUUAUCGAUGUAUGUAUUGACUCGAUAACUUGUAAAUAAAGUUAUUAAACGUAA
This is a messenger RNA of Cotesia glomerata, 6082 nucleotides long. RefSeq names its product eukaryotic translation initiation factor 4E transporter-like. Gene Ontology annotation, cellular component: nucleus; cytoplasm. The record is from RefSeq and is a predicted model, not a curated record. The transcript has 12 exons. Gene Ontology annotation, biological process: negative regulation of translation. Gene Ontology annotation, molecular function: mRNA binding. Bases 354 to 4091 code for a protein of 1245 amino acids. Lineage: Eukaryota; Metazoa; Arthropoda; Insecta; Hymenoptera; Braconidae.